UGUUUAAGAACGAAGUUUUGUCUUGGAACGCAUAAUAACGUUCUUGUGCUUACAAUGAAGUCUACUUAAAAUCAAAGCACAAGAACGUUCUUAAGAAUUUUCUGGGAACACAAAAUAAGAUCUUGUAAAUUAAAAUGGCGAAGAAAAUAGCCGUGAUUGGUUCAGGUGCCAGUGGAUUAGCCGCUAUUAAAUGCUGUUUAGACGAAAAGUUAGAACCGGUAUGUUUUGAAAGAACGGACAAUAUUGGUGGUUUGUGGCGUUAUACUGAGGAAGUCAGAGAUGGUCAGUCAUGCGUUAUGAGAAGUACUGUUAUCAACACCAGUAAGGAAAUGAUGUGUUAUAGUGACUACCCUAUACCCAAAGAAUACCCGAUCUAUAUGCAUAACACACAAGUUUGGGAAUAUUUCAAACAAUAUGCGAAUGAAUUCAAUUUACGCAAAUGCAUACGAUUUGAAACAGAGGUAGUCAGUGUAAAAAGAUCUGCUGACUUUGAUGAAACAGGUAGAUGGGAUAUACAGGUGAAAGACUUAAAUACAGGAGAAACACAAGACUUAGUUUUUGAUGGUGUUUUGGUUUGUACGGGACACCAUGCCGUCAAAAAUGAACCCGUUUUUACUGGUAUGGAUGAAUUUGAAGGUAAAAUUGUUCAUUCGCAUGAUUAUCGAGACUUCCAUGGUUAUGAAGAUAAAAGAGUUGUGGUGGUUGGGAUUGGUAAUUCUGGAGGAGAUGCUACUGUAGAACUGAGUCGUAUUGCUUCUCAGGUUUUUCUCAGUACCAGACGAGGAAGUUGGAUUAUGAAUAGAGUAUCUGAUAAUGGCCUUCCUGGUGAUAUGAACCUAUUCAACCGAUUAGCAGUUUUAAUGCUUCAAAAAUUGCCUUUAUCGAUAAUAAAUGGAUUAAUAACUGGAAUAUUGAACAAACGAUUUGAUCAUGCUGCUUAUUCCAUAAAACCAGAACACCCACCAUUCGCCCAGCACCCAACUGUAAACGACGAUUUACCCAACAGAAUCAUCUGUGGAUCUGUGAAAGUUAAAACUGACAUCAAACGGCUGACCAAAAAUGGCGUGGAAUUUAUCGAUGGUACGAAGGAGGAUAACAUAGAUGCCAUUAUAACUGCGACUGGCUAUAAAUUUGGUUUUCCAUUUCUGGAGAAGUCUGUGGUUGAUGUGAAAGAUAACCGAGUAGAGUUGUUUAAGUAUAUGUUUCCACCAGAUUUAAAGAAACAGACUAUAGCUAUUAUUGGCUGUAUACAACCUCUUGGUGCCAUCAUGCCAAUAUCAGAACUACAAUGCCGUCUUGCUACAAGGGUCUUCAAGGGUGAUGUACAGCUACCCUCUAAAGAAGAUAUGUGGAAGGAUGUUAGAGAUAAAGAAAUUCGUAUGAUACAAAGAUACGUCCAAUCAACACGGCACACCAUUCAAGUUGAUUAUUGCGCCUUUAUGGAUGAACUAGCCGAUUUAAAUGGAUGCAGAAUUGAUUUCAAAAGGUUACUGAAAAGUGAUCCUAAACUGGCAUUAACAUGUUACCUCGGACCUGUUACACCAUAUCAAUACAGAUUGUUUGGUCCAGGAAAAUGGCCGAAAGCAAAGGAAGCCAUUAAUACAGCCUGGGAGAGGACAUUUUAUCCGUUAAAGACGCGACCAGUAAAAGCCGAAAACAAAUUUUCUCUGAUGUUCUAUGUUAUGUUAGCUGUUGCUGUGUUGAUACUGGCAUAUAUAUUUUUAUAAAUUACUCAUUUAAACUUUCUAAGAGUUAAAUUUGUGAAACAAAUCAUACUAUUUGAUCCAUUGAGCUUUAUACAAUUUGGGUGAGCUACGGUGGAUAUGAGGUCCCGUUUUCGAACGCGGUUGUGGCCGAGAACUUCUUCGGGGAUUUGCCAGCAUGGUUUUGCCUUGUCAGUGGCAAAGGACGAGGUCUUACCAAGAAAAAUGUUUAGAUUCCCCGGUUGUUCGCAGUCUGAUUAAAACACAGAUCCUAUUUCGUUUCGUUUUUUUAUAGUUCAAAAUUUCGUUUUACUUGUCUUCACGACAAGUGAGGGAUUAGCUAAUGAAACGGUCUGUUACGCAAGUACUGUGGGUAAGCCACUAUAAACGUCAAUGCUGAUUGAUUAAUCUAUAUCUGACGUCAUAGGGACAAAAGCAGCUCGUACAACCCCUGACGCGACCUUCCACUACAACCGGUCAGAUUUUCAUGCAAUGUAGGCCAUCGAAAGUAUAAAAAAACGAAACAAAAUAUAGAUUUGUGCGUGACAAAGAGUAGGGUCGCCUGUUCAACCUCGUGGGUUUUCUCCGGGUCCUCCGGUUUCCACCCACUGCUAAAGACCCCUACGCGUAAGCGAAUUGUUGAAAUAAAAAUUGAACCAUAUGUUAGUCCCGAAAUUACCAAGUUUGUGUCGAGUGGACGUUAGAUUUGUAACUAAAAAUAUCAAAUUUCUCACUUCUUAAUCCCCAUUAAUAUGUACUCAGAUUGAUUAUUUAACAAUUAAAGGGGAAUUAUGGGAGAUUAGAUAAAGGCCUGGCAGCUCUCACUAAUAGUUAAAAACUAGAUAAUGUAAAGGGAAUUUGCUGAAAAUGUCAGUCAAAUUGAUCCACUCUGAACCGAGAUAUUAGCUUUUGAUUUUUAGGCCUAUAGUCUGGAUCAUCAUUACUAAAGUCGGCACGAUAAAAAAACAUACCCGCGGUUACUCAUUUUUGGAUUUAACCACCAAUGAGCGGUGAGCAGGAGAUCAAAUUCAAAUCCAGUAGAUAUCGCAGGUUAGCAAUGGCAUCGAGGGUUGAUUAUGGUCUGGAUAAGUUAAUUAAUGUCUAACUAAUAAUUUAGAUAACAUUUCAGGCCCAAAGAAAGACCUGCAAUAGGCAGAUUUAGCUCUUGCAUAUAUAAUGUAUGUUUAAUUAUAAAAUAAAAUCAAAAUACCGACGCUAGGAUUCAAUUUGGUUUAAAUUAGGUCUAUCAAUUAUGUUCACCCACAACAAAAUGGCGGCGGGCUCAUUAGAUAGUGCGCAGCAUAGAUCGAUGAAAUGUAAAUUCAACAUAACUUUGUACAUACAGAACGGAAUUGGACCAUUUUUGGACCGAUCUUCCUAUUGCAGCCCGAACCGUUGCAGUAUUCAUGUGGCGCUAAUAAAUGCCACAAUGCCACUUUAAAUA
Messenger RNA from Patella vulgata (common limpet), 3147 nucleotides. RefSeq names its product flavin-containing monooxygenase 5-like. The transcript is spliced from 5 exons. The record is from RefSeq and is a predicted model, not a curated record. Gene Ontology annotation, molecular function: flavin adenine dinucleotide binding; NADP binding; N,N-dimethylaniline monooxygenase activity. Lineage: Eukaryota; Metazoa; Mollusca; Gastropoda; Patellidae. The coding region runs from base 135 to 1727 and encodes 530 amino acids.